CUCGUUGGUGGUGAUGUCGUGAAGAUUUAUAGAUCGUUUUGGUUUCACUUGGAUUUGGACACGUGUAUCAGAGAAUUUGUUGCUAUGUUACUAUUAUUAUGAGUGACAACAAAUGGCUUCGUGUGUGAUUACUGUUUCCGCGUUCCCCUUUUCAUUGGAAAAUAUUCCAAGACGGACAAGUUUUGCUUGUUUAUCACUUAAAUUUGGGAGUGUUUUAUCUGCUUUGAUUUUAAUUCUAUAUUCCAUCUUCGGCCUGGCAUCAUGCCUGGCGGCUCUGAACGUUCUCCCGUCACACUGGUCCCUGCAAGACACCGAUGUAAUUUUCUCUUACGCCGUUAUAGUAAUCGUCGCUAUCGUUCAUGCGAUAGCACUGUUCCUGAGCACUCUUAUGAUGAUAGGAGUCCUGAAGGAAAAAGCUAAUCUCAUCAAGCCCUGGGUGAUUCUGACAUCGCUGCAGGUGUUAGUGGAUGUCCUGAUCUUUGUCUUCUGGACCACACUCAGUAUGAUACAUCACUACGGUGACGGAGACCUGCUCAUGUUUGUUCUGGAAUUUAUGGGACUCAUGAUAAGAUUCUACAUGCUGAUGAUAGUGUCCAGCUAUUAUAAAAAAUUAGACGAGGCGACCUCUGAGGAAGUUCAGAAGUUAAGAAAUAUCACCAACCACGAGAGCUGGUAUAACGCAGCUUAGAUGAUUUAUAUAUUUUUGUUUUGUAAGAAAUACAAUAUAUAUUUUCUUAUAA
Messenger RNA from Danaus plexippus (monarch butterfly), 740 nucleotides. RefSeq lists its product as uncharacterized. Bases 113 to 688 code for a protein of 191 amino acids. Lineage: Eukaryota; Metazoa; Arthropoda; Insecta; Lepidoptera; Nymphalidae. The transcript is spliced from 5 exons. The record is from RefSeq and is a predicted model, not a curated record.